This is a messenger RNA of Myiozetetes cayanensis, 1144 nucleotides long. It is a transcript of the gene CGREF1, whose product is annotated as cell growth regulator with EF-hand domain 1. The coding region runs from base 43 to 957 and encodes 304 amino acids. NCBI's taxonomy places the organism in Eukaryota, Metazoa, Chordata, Aves, Passeriformes, Tyrannidae. The transcript has 6 exons. The record is from RefSeq and is a predicted model, not a curated record.
GGCGGCACCGAGACGCGAGCGGGGCUGGCCCGAGGUCGCGGGAUGAGGAACCCACCGGUGACACUGACCCUGCUGCUGCUGCUGCUGCUGGAGCCGGCGGCACGGGCCGCCCCCAGGGCAGGGGCGCACAGGCCUGAACCCCCCCCGACCACAAUCCCGGAAGCGUAUCCCGAUCCGCUGAGCCCAGAGUCGCUGCCGCUGCCGCUGCUGCGGGGCGCGGUGCGGAGCCUGGGGCUGCCGGAGCAGGAUGUGGAGGCCAUGCCAUGGGAGCAGGCCCUGCUUUACCUCAUCGUGCUCCAUGACCAUGACCGGAGUGGGCACCUGGACGGGCUGGAGCUGCUGCAGCUGCUGGGCACUGUGCUGGCACAGGCCGGGGGACGGCCAGACCCUGACAUGAUGGCUGCUCUGGUGGACCGAGCCCUGGUAAGGCAGGACCGCAAUGGGGAUGGGCUGCUGGACCCUCACGAGCUGCUGUCACCUGACUGGGGUCAGGGACCCCCAGGGCAGCCCCCCCUGGAGCCACAAACAGGGGCUGGGGCUGUGCCUGAGGAGGGCACAGAGAUGCUCAGGGGGCACCUGGGGGUGAGUGGCCCAGGGCAGGCUGUCCCUGAGACUGGAGCCACCCAGGCUGGAGCCCCUGAGGAUGGAGGCACGGAGGGGGACGAAGCCCCCAAGGUGGAAUCCCCCAGCGCUGAGGCUGUGGAGGCAGAAGAAGCCCCCAAGGCUGAAGCCCACAAUAGUGACACCUCUGAGGAAGAGGAAACCCCUGAAGCUGAAGCCCUAGAGGGGGACGAAGCCCCCAAGGUGGAAUCCCCCAAUGCUGAGGCUGUGGAGGCAGAAGAAGCCCCCGAGGCUGAAGCCCACAAUAGUGACGCCUCUGAGGAAGAGGAAACCUCUGAAGCUGAAGCCCUGGAGGGGGAGGAAGCCCCAGCAUGGAGGGAUUCUGAGGAGGGGUAGAUGGUGGGGGCUGUGGGAAGGGCUGAGUGGGGCAAUGCUCUAGCUGCUUCCUGACCUGCUCAGGGCACAGAGUGAAGGGGAGUCCCUGUGCCCCCUACCCUGCAUCCAGGCUGGGGGGCUGGGACACUGUGGUCAUGUGGUCUCCCCUGUAACGCAUUGGACAGAGAAAUAGAGGCUGCCGGUGGCC